Aspergillus fijiensis CBS 313.89 is the source of this 180-nucleotide messenger RNA. RefSeq lists its product as uncharacterized. The transcript has 2 exons. Bases 1 to 180 code for a protein of 59 amino acids. The record is from RefSeq and is a predicted model, not a curated record. NCBI's taxonomy places the organism in Eukaryota, Fungi, Ascomycota, Eurotiomycetes, Eurotiales, Aspergillaceae.
AUGCCGGGCCGACUGCCGGCGCUUUGCCGGCCAGCAGGACGGACGGCACCAAGUAGGGUAAAGCAUGCACUGCGUGGGCUCAAGGCUCCAGACUCCCCCGGCUCCAGCUUUGGGUUGGUGGAACAAAUGGGGGAGCAGAACUGGGGGAUGGUACGCAGGUACGGCACCAAGACUACGUAA